CACCUAGCGCUAUCAGGAGUUGUCCAAAAAAAAAAAGAAGUUGUGGGCUAUCAGCUCCGAUCUCCCCAAUGGUGGAUCCCGGCGAAGCCGCGACACCAUCCGCAGCCGUCUCCUCCCCGUGGGACGAUAUCCCCGACGACUUCUUCCUCUUCGCCUCCAUCUCGUCUCCUUGCCCUCCACCAGCCCCUGCUCCCAUCCUUUGCACCUCCCCUUCCCCUCCACAGGCCCUCCGCUCAUCAUUCACCUCCACCCACUCAGCCUCCGCAUACUUCUCCGAUUCCCUCCACCACGCUGAGUCCAUCCACCCCAGUCACUCCCUCCCGGCCUUAUCAGCCGCUUCUCGCUCCGCAGCAGCCGACGUCUGGCACCCGCCUCCGGGGCCCCACCAUUCCAACUCCCUCCCGGAGUUUUCGGCCUCCGUAUCCGAGUCGCACGUCCACCGCCCUCCUCCUUCCAACUCUGUUCGUGCGGACCGCCCGCCCCCGCUGGAGCUGCGCCCGCGGCCGCCGAGGGAGUCACAGGCUGGCACCGCCCUCCGCGCUCUCGCUUGCUUCGCUUCUCCCGCGUCCGGGACCUCUACUCACCUCUGGGCGGCGGGUGACGCUGGCGUCAGGGUUUGGGAUCUCGCGGAUGCCUUCCGGUCGCCCACGUCUCGGCGGCGGUGGGGGGACGAGGCGAGUGCGCCGUUCCGUGAGUCGCGCAGGACGCCGCCGGCGCUUUGCCUCGUGGCCGACCCUGGCCGCGGUGUGGUGUGGAGCGGGCACACCGACGGGCGGAUCAUGGCUUGGAGCGCCGACCGGGGUCCAGAGGCUGGAGAGUGCAUUGGGUGGGAUGCGCACCGUGGACCGGUAUUCGCCUUGGCCAUCUCUCCAUAUGGUGAUUUAUGGUCUGGAUCUGAAGGGGGGAUAAUUAAAGUAUGGUAUGGAGAAGCAAUUGAGAAGUCACUUGCUUUACAAAGAGAAGAAAAGUGUAAGACCUCCCUUUUAGUUGAAAGAUCAUUCGUUGACCUCUGGAUCAUGGUCAGUGAUGGAGGGGCCUGCCCCUUACCUGCCGUAGAUGUAAAACUUCUAUUGUCUGACAAUUCUAGAUCAAAAGUAUGGAGUGCUGGUUACCUCUCAUUUGCACUCUGGGAUUCCCGCACUAAGGAGCUCCUGAAAGUGGUAAAUGUGAAUGGCCAAGUUGAUAGUCGUUUUGACGUCAUAGCUGGUCAGGAUUCAUAUGGCCAUGAAACAAAAGAAAACCUUUUCUCCUCUCCGAAGAAAGACAAAGCUCGCAGUCCUGUUAACUUUUUCCAGAGAUCACGGAAUGCUUUGCUGGGAGCAGCUGAUGCAGUUCGACGAGUUGCUGCAAAAGCAGGAUUAGGCGAUGAUACUCAAAGAAUAGAAGCAUUAGCAAUGUCAAUGAAUGGGAUGAUCUGGACAGGAUCUGCAAAUGGCUCUCUUUCUCAAUGGGAUGGCUGUGGUAAUCGUUUGCAAGAGUUUCAGCAUCAUCCAUCUUCUGUUCAAAGCAUUGCCAUAUUUGGAACAAAAUUGUGGGUGGGAUACAUGGAUGGCAACAUCCAGCUCUUGGACCUGGAAGGCAACUUGCUGGGAGGAUGGACUGCACAUAGCAGUAGUCCAAUUCUGAGCAUGACUGUUGGAAGUUCAUAUAUCUUUACAUUAGCUGGUCAUGGGGGAGUCAGUGGAUGGAAUUUGUCAUCUCCAGGGCCUACUGACAGUAUUUUGCAUUCUGAACUGAUGGAGAAAGAGACAUCAUACAAAAACAUUGAAUACAUAAAGGUGUUAGUGUGUUCUUGGAAUGUUGGGCAAGAAAAAGCAUCUUAUGAGUCACUAAGGGCUUGGCUGAAAUUUCCAACAGCAGAGGUUGGAGUAGUAGUAGUUGGAUUGCAGGAAGUGGAGAUGGGCGCUGGUUUUCUUGCAAUGUCUGCAGCUAAAGAAACGGUAGGGCUAGAAGGAAGCCCAAAUGGGGAGUGGUGGUUGGAUGCAAUUGGGAAAAUCUUGAAAGGACACUCUUUUGAGCGUGUUGGUUCGAGGCAGAUGGCUGGGUUACUUACUGCUGUAUGGGUCAAAACAAAUCUUAAGUGUUCCGUCGGUGAUAUCGACAAUGCUGCAGUAGCAUGUGGAUUAGGGCGAGCUAUCGGUAACAAGGGAGCAGUCGGAUUAAGGAUGAGAAUACAUGAUAGAAGCAUUUGCUUUGUAAAUUGUCAUUUUGCUGCACAUAUGGAAGCUGUUAGCCGAAGGAAUGAAGACUUUGAGCAUGUCUUUAGAACAAUGGCCUUUGCUACCCCUUCCAGUGGAUUAUUGACAACAUCAAUUUCCAGUUCUGCUGGUCAGCUUCUUCGAGCAAAUGGAUCAAGAAUUCCUGAGUUGUCAGAUACGGACAUGAUUGUCUUUCUUGGUGACUUCAAUUACCGGCUGUACGAUAUUUCCUAUGAUGAUGCGAUGAGCUUGGUUUCCCGGAGAUGCUUUGAUUGGCUGAGAAAGAAUGACCAGCUGCGAGUAGAAAUGAGUUCAGGGAGAGUCUUCCAGGGAUUACGAGAAGCACAUUUCAAAUUUCCACCUACUUACAAAUUCGAGAAACACAAAGCUGGCUUAUCAGGGUAUGAUUGUAGUGAGAAGAGGCGCAUUCCUGCCUGGUGUGACAGAAUUCUGUACCGUGACAGCCGAGCUAGUUGGGGAACUGAAUGUUCUUUGGAUUGUCCUGUGGUUUGUUCAGUGUCACUGUAUGACUCUUGCAUGGAAGUAACUGACAGUGAUCAUAAACCUGUAAAAUGCUUGUUCAAUUUGGAUGUUGCACGUCUUGACAAACAGGCAAUGAGGCAGAAGUAUGGGGAGAUAAUGAGUUCAAAUAAGAAAGUGUUGCACUUGCUCCAGGAGCUAGAAGCAUUCCCUGAAGCAAAUCUCAUUACUAAUGACAUCAUUCUCCAAGACCGAACUGCUUAUGUUUUGAAACUACAAAACAGAAGUACAGAAGACACAGCUUGUUUUGAGAUUGUUGGCCAAGCACCAAAUUCUUCUGGUACACGUUUUGCUGGUUUUCCUACUUGGCUAAAGGUUUUGCCAGCAGUUGGUAUAAUUUACCCAGGACAAACAGUGGACGUCACGUUGCAACAUGGAGACCUGCGCGAAACAUCAUGGAAUAAUUUGGCUGGAGCUAACCAAGAAAAGGAAGCACGGUUAACAGUGAAAAUAACUGGAGUGCAUUCAACAGUUGCCAAGUAUCAUGGAGUACGUGUGCAACACCAGAAGUGCAGGAGCACAUUUCCUUUCAAGAGGUCAUAAAUGUGUCGAUCGAUUUUUACUACUGAGUGUGGUCGUGACCUGUGGGAUUAGGUUUUAGUUUGACUGAACUGUGCAUAGUAGCAAAUGUUUACGUGGUACAGGAGUAACCAAGGCAUUCUCUAUCUUUCGAUGUUCCCUUUUUUUGCGGGGAGAUGUUCCAGUAAUACAAGUACAUAAGUUUUUUUUA
Messenger RNA from Lolium rigidum, 3468 nucleotides. Its product is annotated as type II inositol polyphosphate 5-phosphatase 15-like. Gene Ontology annotation, biological process: phosphatidylinositol dephosphorylation. Gene Ontology annotation, molecular function: protein binding; phosphatase activity. The transcript is spliced from 11 exons. NCBI's taxonomy places the organism in Eukaryota, Viridiplantae, Streptophyta, Magnoliopsida, Poales, Poaceae. The record is from RefSeq and is a predicted model, not a curated record. Bases 69 to 3281 code for a protein of 1070 amino acids.